This is a messenger RNA of Orbicella faveolata, 8033 nucleotides long. Its product is annotated as TPR and ankyrin repeat-containing protein 1-like. NCBI's taxonomy places the organism in Eukaryota, Metazoa, Cnidaria, Anthozoa, Scleractinia, Merulinidae. Gene Ontology annotation, molecular function: ATP binding; protein binding. The record is from RefSeq and is a predicted model, not a curated record.
GCAUCCGAAGGGUCUCCAAAAAAGCAGUAAGUCGCCGCUGUCAGUGUGCCUAGAGAUGGACAAGCUGGACUUGGCAGUGAUUCUUCUACAGCAUGGAGCUGACGAGAGUGAUUUGGUGGAGCGAGGUGGAGAGAACCCCUUUCAUGCUUCACUCCGAAUUGGCCUCAAAAAAGGAAACUUUGGGAUCUUUCAGUUCUUCCUCGACAGCAAAAGAUACCCAAUCGAUUUGCAGGACAAGGAUGGGAACACUCUUCUACAUUUCCUAUGUCGAGGAAAGAUAGAUUCAAAGAAGCAGGAAGCCAUGAUCAUUCUUCUCAAAGCAGGAGCAAAUCCAUCAAUCACUAACAACCAAAUGAAAACACCCAUCGACAUUGUUUCUAAUUUAAGGGAUAACAGAAGAAACCUACUAAGCUCGGCGGAGGAAAGCUAUAACAAUCCGAAAUCAUGUGAUCAGGAUGCUGCAAAGCAAGAAAUUAAAACCAAAUUGGACACGGAGGCCCACGGAGAUAAGACUCCACCAGAACAAUCAAAGACCACUCCUUCCUCUAGCAGCAGUGAAAGCCCUUCACCUUCAAAAUCAGCUAAUUCAAGAAAAGAGCCUUUGUCCGUUGUCUCUGAACGUAUCCGGUCACUCAUAAAGAAGUUAGAUGUCCGUGCUUGGUUCAAGAAGACGGCUUCACAUGAAAAAACAAGAAAAGCGUCCGUGAAAACAGAAAAACCUGAUCUUCAUCAUGAUCGAAAGCAAAAUGAUGUGGUUGAGGAGGCUAGCGGGAUAGCUCAAGAAAAUGAAGAAAAUGCAGGUCAUAGCAACGAAGACAACGUUGCUGCUAUUUCUGUUACGUCAUGGGUAUGCGUCGAAGGAGCUUUUGAGGGUUUGCCGUGGGAAGUGGAGUGCACCGCAGAAGUGUGGAAAGUUUUACAUGAUAAGCGCUUAGAGCCGUGGAAGAAAAAACGGUUUGUAGAGAAGGUGAGAAGUCUUGCUCAAGGCCGGAACAACUGGACAGUGCAUCUCUGUAAAAGACUCGAAGGUCUGCCAAAGAGCCGUGGCAUGCUUCUUUAUGAAACAAGAUUGACAGACGCUGCAAGAAUCAUCUGGGAAUGUGCAGUUGCCUUUUCUCCCCGUUAUUCGGACGAAGAUACUGAAAGUAAGACUACCAUCUACUCGGAAAUUAUCCGAAUAUGGGAUAUCGUGUUUGAUCAUGACAAAGUCCAGCACUCGAUAGAAAAUAUAGUUACCUCGUUCACCCGUGGCCAGGGCUGUAUUCUCAAGAAAGAGUUGAGGGGACUUCCAAGGGUUGAUGCUUCUGAAAACCAAGGUCCAAAUCUCUAUGUCAAGCAGACUCAAACCAGUGUACCUACUUUUUCGUCAGCAUCUGAGCUACAGGAAGACGAAACGGUUACCGAUGAAGCAAACGAUGACCAAGUGACUUUCUUUCCUCCUGCGAGCUAUCACGACAACGAGUAUCAAGUUCUGAAGUUCUACCACCUUUCCACAGCCAUGAUUCAGACAAUACUGAAACAACAGUCAUGCAGUGUAGAGAUCGACUUUCCAUUUCGAGUGACAGAAGAGGAGCAUGACAUCAUCAAUUUUGAACCCUCUCCCCGGAGCUCCAUCAUUUUGAUUGGGCGGAGUGGCACUGGAAAGACGACAUGUAUCCUUUAUCGCCUGUGGAAAGAUUUCAUCAACUACUGGAGGAAUGCUGUAGACAGUGGACCAUUGCUUUCCAAAAGGAUAGUGUUUCUUCCCAAAGACAACUCGGAUUCUGAAUCAUCGAGCUUUGAGGUAGGAGACUUUGCUUGCGGGAAAAGCCAGCAAUCGGAUGAAACACAGAGUAGUGCUGAAAGCGGAAGAACGCAAGGCGAUGACUGUGAGGCAGCAACCAGUUGUCCUGCGGAUCCACCUACAUCAGUCGAAACAGGUUCUGAAUCUGAGGAAUCCCUGGAGCACCUCCACCAGUUGUUUGUAACCAAAAACGGUGUCCUCUGCCAAGAAAUUCAGAAGAAUUUUAACGCCUUGAGCCAAGGGUGCUCAUUUAUUAAGCAUGCAAGUAAACAAGACAAAGCCCCCUUGAAGCUGCAGGAAGUUGACGACUCUGCCACAGGCUGGCCACUUUUUUUAAAUGCACGUGACCUGUAUGUUAUCUUAGAUGCUUCUCUGCCUGAACCUUACUUCUUUCCCCGCAACGAAGAUGGAAGCCUGGAGACCAGGGUACAAGACUGGGGUGAAGAGGACAAUCAGUUGUCCACUAUUCCUAUCAUCGAAGACGACGACGAUGCAGAAGACGAAGACGCUGAAGAUGACACAGAUGAGGAGGACGAAGAUCAAACCACAGAAGGUGACGUCUCAACUUGUGAACAGAGGCGAUCAAUGGUCUUUGUGAGCUACUCUACUUUUGAAAACCUGUUGUGGUCUAAAAUGUGUAAGAAGAAGAAACGUGUCGACUUUCAUCCCUCUUUGGUCUGGAUGGAGAUACGGUCUUUUAUAAAGGGCUCAUACGAAGCUUUGCACACAAAGAACGGUCACCUCAGCCUGGGAAGUUAUCAAAAGAUUGGUCAAAAGAGGGCACCCAACUUCACAGCUGACAGAGAAGCAAUUUACAAACUGUUUGUAUCUUACGAGCGGGUCAAGAGGUCUUCCAACAUGUUUGAUGAAAACGAUCUCGUGUUCCAUUUGUACCACCGAUUGAGGCAAUGCAGAGUCCCUGACUGGUCAAUUCACAAUUUGUACGUGGACGAAACUCAAGACUUCACUCAGGCAGAGUUGGUGCUGCUCAUACGCUGUUGCCGUGAUCCUAAUGGCGUCUUCCUCACAGGUGACACAGCACAGAGCGUCAUGCGAGGCAUCUCAUUCAGAUUUGAAGAUCUUCGUUCCCUCUUCUUCUACUUGAAGGAGAGCUACAAGGCUGUAGGAGUGCAAGCUGAAGUCUUGGUUCCACAGAUAAUGCCUCUGAUAUACAACUACCGAUCACACAGUGGAAUUCUUAAUUUGGCUUCCAGUGUUGUUAGCUUACUGCAGGAAUAUUUCCCAGAGUCGUUUGACAAGUUGGCUAAAGAUCAAGGUCAGUUGGAUGGCCCCAAGCCGGUGCUCCUUGGGUCCUGCAGUCAAUCGGAUCUAGCGAUAAUUCUUCGCGGAAAUAAGAGGAAGACAACCACCAUUGAGUUUGGCGCCCAUCAAGUCAUCCUUGUCGCAUCAAACGAAGCGAGAGAAAGGCUUCCCGAGGAGCUCAGCCACGCUCUGGUGUUGACCAUCUACGAGGCGAAAGGAUUGGAGUUUGAUGACGUCCUUGUGUACAACUUCUUCAAAGAUUCACAGGCUCAUACUGAAUGGAGGAUUGUUACACAGUAUCUCUUGGAAGUGUUAGAUUGUGAGAGUGUCGACAAAGCUAAAGUUAAGUCGCGUCCAUUGAGCUUCAAUCCUGACAAGCACAAGAUCCUAAACUCUGAAUUGAAACAGCUUUACACAGCUGUGACUCGAGCCCGUGCAAAGGUUUGGUUCUUUGACGAAGAUGAAGAAAAUCGUCGGCCAGUGUUUGAGUACUUUGAGCAGCUCGGCUUGGCAGAUGUGGUAACACUAGAAGCGGGCACCGGGAAAGGCUCUGAUGGUGCACAGUCUUUGGAAAAUAUGUUUUCCAAGGAAUCGUCCGUAGAGGAAUGGGAAAAGCAAGGGACUUUCUUCUACAGCAAGAAGCUCUGGAAAGUUGCAGAAAAGUGCUUCUCAAUUUCUGGUAAUGUAGAAAUGAGCCAAAGGUGUAAAGCGUUCGUGCAAGCCGACCAUGCCCGAAGUCUUCACAGUGAACCAAAACGAAUGAAGGAAGAAUUUCUCCGAGCAGCCGAUCAGUUCCUGAAAUGCAACAUGAUUCAAGAAGCGAGGGUAUGCCUGUUAAACGCUCGGGAACGUACAUUGUACGCAAGCCUUCUUCAGAAACUCGAGGAGGACAAAACUGCAGCAAGGUGGUUUGAAAGAGGGGGUAAUUUCUUAGGAGCAAGUCAGUGCCUGGAGAACUUUGGAGACUACAAAGAGGCUGUUGAGGUCCUUGUUCGUGGAAAUCUAUACCACAAGGCCAUUGAUGUCCUGAAGAGGUUUAACAGACUGUCACCAGUUAAUCGCCAACAGCCCUUUGCACCACAGAGAACUCUUCAAGAAUUGUACUUGGCCUCCGCCGAACUCCAUUUUAAAGCUGGCAACAUGGAAAAAAUGAAAAAUUCACUCCAGGACAUCGACUCUGUCGAAGUACGAGUCGGGUUUUUGAAAAAGCGUAACUUGGUCGACGACGCUGCAGGGGAGUUACUGAAGGAAGGAAGAGGAGUUGAAGCUGCGAAGAUAAUGAAAGAAAACGGAUCAUUUCUUGCUGCGGCUGAAUACGCUCGACGCUCUGAUGACUCAAGUCUUGCAGCUGAUUGUAUUUUCGCUUAUGUUCGUAGCUCACUGGAUAUAUCAAAGGAGGAGCAAAUUGAACGGUUAGAAGAAGCUAAGAAGUUCUACAAGGAUGCAGACCGGAUGAACAGUGUUGGUGAAGUUCUUUUACAUCAGGCCAGACUGUCUGGGGAUCGUAUGAAAGUGGAGGAGGCUUUGACGAAUUUCCGCACAUCCCAAAACACCUGUGGUGAGCUUGAAUGCGUUGAAUUGCUGUGGGAACCUGCAGGUGAUGAACAGGGUGUUCCUGGUGGGGACACUUGGACUGCGGUCAAAAUGGUGGAAUCCGUUCUGCAGUUGAUUAAAUCACUGAAUGGGAGUAAUCUGGACGUAAUGACACAGAAACAAAUCAAGCUAUGCGAGGAACACUUUGGACUUUACAGGGAAGGAGAUCCAUCAAAGCGAGUUGUUAGUCGCAAAGAACAUGAUCGGUUUCUUUCCUUUACCCAAGGAAUGCAGAAGCGUCCUGCUCCCGGCAACAAAUGGGAGGUGGAUCUCUAUGAUGCUCAUGAACGUAUCGCUGAAGUCCUUUUUCACAGAGUCGCCAAACUGAUUAAACUUGUUCGUGGGGUUUUGCACAACAGAUUUGUCACACACGAGACAUGCCAGAAAUGUUUGGUCGGCCUUCCUUGCAAAGCUGAGAAUUGCCAGUACCGAUACAAACUUCCGUCCCAGGAUAGCAAUGAUAAACGUUUCAGAGCAAUUUUGGAUGAAAUCUGGCUUGACGCUCAAGCUAACGAUUUUCACAAAACGGCGAAGAAAUUUCGCAACCAGAACACUUGGAUUUUCCACGGGCAUUUGGAAAGUUUGGACGACCUGUUUCCAUUGGAUACCUUUGCAUCAUGCAGAAAACUUCUGGCGUUCUUUUUUCCUGCACAUGGCAAAUCAUCCAGUAUUUGCUUACAAUCUUGUAUCUCUCGUUUGCGAGAUGAGAAGUGUGAAUUUCACAAGAGAUGUCUAUUUAAGUUUGCCGAAGUGCUGUGGAAUAAGCGUGCGACCAGGGAAGAAAUCCUUUCGAGUGCUGAUUCAUUUCUGGCUGUUUCACAUCUUCUUCAGCUAAUCGGGGUACCAUUCAGUAUCCAGCCGUGGAUUGGGAAAGUAGUGGAGACAUUUAGAAAAAACUGCGGCGUCCAUGAGAUCAACAAACUGGUUAUUCCAAAAUCCGUGGGUAUUGCUGUAGAGAGGGGAACACAGCUCACCUUGUUUUCCAAAUGGUGGGAGGAUUCCAAGAUUUAUUUGCAUUUUGAUGGUGACAUUCUUAAGGCUGGACACCAUGCUGUUCGCCGCUUUCUGUCAAUGACAGCAAAUCCAGGAAAACAGCUUCCUUUCCCGUCGCCUAGAAACUGUCUUGACAUCCUGGAGUACGUCACUUGUGCCCACCUAGCUUUGUUCGCUCGACUGCAGCAGUCUCUAAAGUCUCGCUAUCUUGUUUGUCUUCCUGCAAGCUACUCGUCGGUUAUCUCUUUUUGGGACUCUCUCAAUUGUACAACUACGGAGCAUAUUGGAAUUUACCGAGCGGCUUUGAUGUACCCAAGUCAUCCAUCCACCAUUCGUGAAGUAAAGAAGUUUCUGCAAUAUGUGGUAUCACUUAUGCUGGGAGGAUAUUCUGUGGAUUUCAACUUGUUAAAGGGAGUCUUUAACAAUUCUUGCAUUGAAUCUGGCGAGACAGAGCGUGCGGUAAUUUUGGUCCUUACCCUUCUUUGCAACUGCGGUCAGUCAGUUCCACCCGACAGCGAGGCCAGGCUUCUUCAAAACCUGAACGCUGAAUUGCCCAGUGAUGUCACUCUUCCAGAGAGGAUUGGAAGAUGUCUGAAGCAGGUUAAGCAGGCCAAAGGGAUUCGCAACAUUGUGGUCAUUCUUCAGGAUCUAUUACAAAAAAGACGCGAGAUUCUAUCCGAUGUUCAUUGGGAAAACGUCCACCAGCGACUUUGGUGGGACAAAGUGAACCCCAAUAACUACCCUUGUAUCUUCUACACUGAUGUGUUGGAAACAUUGGGCCAGGAAACGAAAGAUCUUUCAGCUGAAGAAGGGUUGAAGUCAGGCGUUGUGGAAGAUAAUUUGAUGGCCGAGUUUGGCGGACAGUUAGAGGAAGGAGAACCCAGCGGAGACGUGGAUCACACCAGACAUGAAAGGCUCGAGGCCAUAGAAAGGGUGGAGACCCUUCAAACAGAGUCCUGGGAAGAAGAGAUUGCAGCAGAAGAAGCGAGAGCAGUUGAGAUUCCUUCUGAGCAGGAAGUCGUUGAAGAUCCGUUUGAUAUCUACUUUAGACCCUUUAGAGUUGAUCGAUCUGGUUGUGGUAUUUGCAACGUGAGUUUUGGUCCAGACCAAGGUGAAAACUCUCAGCACGUGUUAGAAAACGAGAGGAGGCAGUUCGAAUGUACCGAUAUUGGUGCCAGUGGCUCUGUAGAACAGUGGAGCCAAGUGAGUCCUCACCGCUUCUGGAGCCGCGCUCGUCAUCUAGCGAAGGAUAGUCAUCAUUGGAAGAAAGUGGAACAUUUUGAGGCCUAUAAGAAGCUAUUCCGAGAAGAGCUCCUUCCAUACCAAGGUACGCUAAACAAUCUACUCAUCGAGGCUACAGAUCUUCUGAGAACGGCGGAGCAUCAAGGGAAGUCUUUGACUCUGUUAAGUACCAAGGUGGAUGAAGUCAACAGAGCUGCUUAUUUCAUUACUGAAGUAAAGGCCAGGAUCCAACAAGACUGUAACUGGGCAGACUUGGAAUCGUUCAAGAAAGCCAUCAUAUCCUUAGGAGACGCCUUGAAAACUUGCGAAGAGGAAAUUCAAUUAACACGCUCUCGAGAAUCAGAUCCAAGCAGCAGUGAAACGUCAAUGGCAGCCCAAUCGUUUUUUGGUGACUUGGAAAAUGAGGCAGACAUCAAAGAUGGUGAAUGUGCUCACGUCCCAGGACUAAGAAAGAAAAAAUAGGAUGCGAGGACUAGAAUUCAACUUGUUCCUUGAAGGAAUAAAAAGCGAAACCUUACAUUUUGAACGGUUUGUUGCAGAUUCGAUUGAAGGGUUCGUCAACUUUAAUGUUCGUGUUUAGCUUAGAAUGUCUGGUAUAGUUCCAGUGCGACUACUGAAACCGAGCCACUGAGAAAAAAGUUAACCAAUUUGCACGUUACUUUAAAACAAAGGAUAGCGAUCUUUUUCUCAAGUAAACCAAUAACAUUGAAGAAUACGAACAACAGGCGUAAAAAAUUGAAAACCCAACAAAGUGCGAAGUGUUGCGAACCUCUCAGGAAACUUUGCCAUUUAUUGAUUGGGUAGUUUCGAUCCAGAAUUUUGUCCGCUUUUCAACGGUUUCGGUUUAGUUGUCGCAAAAUGAGUUUCAAGCUAGAUUUUUGGAGCGAGAUGUUUAAAUAUGAUAAUUCGCCGUCAAGGACGGAAUCUCUAAGAGUGUAUAUAACGCAGAGGAGUUGAUAGUGUUUGUGUUUUAAUAUCAAACAGACCGUUACUUGACGCCACGAGACGCUACCAAACCAUUAUUCUCAUUUUACGUUUUGUUUGGUUAGUUUUCUUCUACGUGGCCCGGUUCAAGUAGAAUGUCUGGUAUAGUUUAAGCUCAGUAUAGAAACGAGCUGGCGAAGUCAUCGUAACAUUAAACGACUGCACUUCAGCACCG